Molecule: messenger RNA, 1824 nt
Organism: Oikopleura dioica
Lineage: Eukaryota; Metazoa; Chordata; Appendicularia; Copelata; Oikopleuridae
Source: the annotation of a GenBank genome assembly
AUGGAGGCUCUUGUCAAGGCACUCUCAGAUUGCACCCCUUCAUUCAUAACGAUCCCAAGGCACAAGAAGGGAAAUGCCUGUGGGUAUGCCUUCCUCGAGUUCAACUCGAUAAAGCUCGCGCAAAAAGUCCACAGCGAUUUCAACUCGAAACGAGCAAUGUCGACAGCGUUUUUGCUUACAAGUAAUCGCCGAAAACUCUUCCAAAACAAAAUGCGCGAAAAACAGUCGAGUAUCUUGGAAGAAGACAUUCCGAUCCCUCCUCCUUGUUUGAGAUUUCUCCCAGAGGAUGAAAGGCUUCGCCGGAAACCAAGAACUCCCUUGGUAGAGGUACAGUCAAAUAACCUUCAACGAGAUGACGCGAAAAAUACAGCUGAAUUGCCAAAAACCCAGACUGAAAAGCAGAUGAGUAUAGAUGAAAAUUAUGUAGAUAUUCAACUUACUGACCAGCCGGAAAUUCCGACUGAUCGAGUCUCCCGUAAAAGGAGAAGAAGUCCGAGCUCACAAGACUUGAUUGACGGACUUGAGUGUCAUCCGGUAAAGGAACUGAAAAUCGACCCAGAUUCGAUUGAAGUGCAAGCAGAACCCGCAGAAGAGCAUGAACUUAUUAUCCAGGAAUCGAAAGAAACUCAAGAUGCCGUCGAGCCCAGUGAACCCACUCGGCCCAUCUCGUUGUUUUUACGAGCAAGGCGAAAUUCAUUUCCCCCACUGUUCGGCUGUUACGCUCAUCAUGGACUGACCUAUUGGGCUCCUGAACUUUACGCGUUUGAACAAGGAACGGUUUCGUCGAACCCGCCUGCCAUAUCCAACGGCCUGCAUCAAGACGUCUUGAUUCCACCACAAAAUGGAGGAUCAGCGACUAAGUUGUCACAGCCUGAGCGCGAGCUUAUCUCUACAGGCACCCAAACCGAAUCAAGUUCUAUCAACGAGCGCGUGGAGCAUUUGCUGAAGUAUGGGCGAAGUCAAGCAGAACAACUCAAAUCGAGAAAGCGCAAGAUCCCUUCGACAAUCAGCGUCGUUCCGGCGAAGAAAAGACGGCGGAAAAGCCGCAUUCGACGGAGAAACAAAGGAGUAUCAAAACCUAUCAAUACACGAAAUCGAAGAUCAAUGUCGAAUUUGAUCAUUCCUUCCUGGGGAGGGAAUCGAUUCAAGGCGUACCUGGGCUCCGAGUGGCAAAAGAUGAAGCGAGAGUACAAGCAGAUGCAGAAGUCGAACAUGGGCAGACUCAAGCAGAGACUGAAGGACGACACUUUUCGAUUCAUGGGCGCAGCUUUGAGAAAACAUAUCAAGCACGAUGAAGUUUGCAAGGGCUUAUCCGACGACGAGGAUGAAGACGACCAGUCAGCGACGGAGAAUGAAAUGGACUUCAAUAGCACUUAUCCAGUUCUGCGAGUUCACGAUCCACGUGGCGCUCGGCGAAAGGGGGAUGCUCCUACAUACCGACCGGGCGUCAUUGUUAAAAUAACUUCGGAUGGAGCAUUAUCAACGCAUGAGCGUAUACGCGCCAGGUUCGACGAGUACGGAAAUGUCGCCUACGUCGAUGUCAAGCCUGGAUCAAAUGUUGGAUACGUCCGUUUUAGCAAUCAAUCUGGAGCUCAAAAAGCCAUCGAGCUUGAAGGCAUGUUCAAGCUUGAACUGCUCACGGGACGAGAAGAAGAUAAUUACUGGGAGGACCUACUUCAAAAGCGAGAAACAAAGCGAAGUUCAAAGCGUAAGAAAACGCGCGGCGUCGACCGGCUCGCCAGAAGAGCUGCAAAGCAAAAGAAGAAAGAGCGAAAACUCCACAUACUUUUUGACGUCGAUAUGGAAGACGAGAAUGACUUUUGA